AUGUCAGACCAACAGCAACAGCCACAACAGCCACCACUUAGACAAGCCUUUCUCUUGUUGGAGAAUCCCAAGAAAUCCAACAAUCUGGGUCCCAUGUUGCGCUGCGCGGCAGCCUAUGGCAUUCGCACUGUACUCGCCGUGGGAUACGCCCAAUGCAGUGUCGAAGGCUCCCAUGGUGCCUCCAAACACGUCGAUAUGGUGGCAUUUGCCACUGUCCAGCAAGCCAUUGCCAGUUUGAGACAACAAAGAGCAAGUGUUUCGGUCAUUGGAAUCAUGGGGGGAUUGGGGGUGUCAUCGUCUACUACAACUGCUAAAGAAAACACUAAUAGUUUGGUCUUUAAUGUAGUCAAGGGGAACGCGAAGAACCACAAGGGAGAAGACCAAGCCAUUUACUAUCCCAACCGGGGACAGAACCUUACCAUCCAACACUCAGCAUCCAACCAACAACAACCACAACAAUCCUACCCCAUUGGAUCUCGUCCCUUUGACCCAUCCGCCGCCCUUCAUUGCUUUGUCAUUUGCAAAUCUACACGAGGUGGAUUGCCCGCUUCCUUGGCACAAGUCUGUGACUUUUUUGUCCACGUGCCACACCAAUCCAUUACUUGCUCUGCUACUACAUGUACUACUGAGAAUAACAAUGGACCCUAUCGACCACCAUUGCUGGACAUUCACGCCUGUUUGGCCGUGGUUCUCCAUCACUUUUCCGAAUGGGCUGGAUACGACGAACGAACCUUUGAGGGACACAAAUUUCAACUGGUACGACACAAUCCACAGCAGGAAUUGGAACAACGGCAGCAAGAACGGAAACGGCAAAAGGAGGCCAUAUUACAAGAAGAGGAGGAAAUGGGAAAUACGACAACCACCAACUUGUUUCAACAAGAUACUACCACUAUGGAUGGUGAUUACUAG
Messenger RNA from Seminavis robusta, 909 nucleotides. The record is from the annotation of a GenBank genome assembly. Lineage: Eukaryota; Bacillariophyta; Bacillariophyceae; Naviculales; Naviculaceae.